Messenger RNA from Bactrocera neohumeralis, 2748 nucleotides. Its product is annotated as serine-rich adhesin for platelets-like. The record is from RefSeq and is a predicted model, not a curated record. The coding region runs from base 1 to 2163 and encodes 720 amino acids. The transcript is spliced from 4 exons. Lineage: Eukaryota; Metazoa; Arthropoda; Insecta; Diptera; Tephritidae.
AUGCCACCGCAACCACCUCAACAAUUUUCUACAAAAGUAUCUGAUAUAACUGACUUUUCAACCACAACCGAUGCCACCGCAACCACCUCAACAAUUGUGGGAACCGAUUCAACCAGUAUUCUCACCACUUCUUCCGAAAAAACUGCAUCAACAUCAAAUGCUGAAGCUUCGCCCCAUACCACUGAUAGUUCUACAAAAGCAUCUGAUAUAACUGACUUUUCAACCACAACCGAUGCCAUCGCAACCACCUCAACAAUUGUGGGAACCGAUUCAACCAGUAUUCCCACCACUUCUUCCGAAAAAACUGUCUCAACAUCAAAUGCUGAAGCUUCGCACCAUACCACUGAUAGUUCUACAAAAGUAUCUGGUAUAACUGACUUUUCAACCACAACCGAUGCCAUCGCAACCACCUCAACAAUUGUGGGAACCGAUUCAACCAGUAUUCCCACCACUUCUUCCGAAAAAACUGCAUCAACAUCAAAUGCUGAAGGUUCGCAACAUACCACUGACAGUUCUACAAAAGUAUCUGAUAUAACUGACUUUUCAACCACAACCGAUGCCAUCGCAACCACCUCAACAAUUGUGGGAACCGAUUCAACCAGUAUUCCCACCACUUCUUCCGAAAAAACUGUCUCAACAUCAAAUGCUGAAGCUUCGCACCAUACCACUGAUAGUUCUACAAAAGCAUCUGAUAUAACUGACUUUUCAACCACAACCGAUGCCAUCGCAACCACCUCAACAAUUGUGGGAACCGAUUCAGCCAGUAUUCCCACCACUUCUUCCGAAAAAACUGUCUCAACAUCAAAUGCUGAAGCUUCGCACCAUACCACUGAUAGUUCUACAAAAGCAUCUGAUAUAACUGACUUUUCAACCACAACCGAUGCCAUCGCAACCACCUCAACAAUUGUGGGAACCGAUUCAACCAGUAUUCCCACCACUUCUUCCGAAAAAACUGUCUCAACAUCAAAUGCUGAAGCUUCGCACCAUACCACUGAUAGUUCUACAAAAGUAUCUGAUAUAACUGACUUUUCAACCACAACCGAUGCCACCGCAACCACCUCAACAAUUGUGGGAACCGAUUCAACCAGUAUUCCCACCACUUCUUCCGAAAAAACUGCAUCAACAUCAAAUGCUGAAGCUUCGCACCAUACCACUGAUAGUUCUACAAAAGCAUCUGAUAUAACUGACUUUUCAACCACAACCGAUGCCAUCGCAACCACCUCAACAAUUGUGGGAACCGAUUCAACCAGUAUUCCCACCACUUCUUCCGAAAAAACUGUCUCAACAUCAAAUGCUGAAGCUUCGCACCAUACCACUUAUAGUUCUACAAAAGCAUCUGAUAUAACUGACUUUUCAACCACAACCGAUGCCAUCGCAACCACCUCAACAAUUGUGGGAACCGAUUCAACCAGUAUUCCCACCACUUCUUCCGAAAAAACUGCAUCAACAUCAAAUGCUGAAGCUUCGCACCAUACCACUGAUAGUUCUACAAAAGUAUCUGGUAUAACUGACUUUUCAACCACAACCGAUGCCACCGCAACCACCUCAACAAUUGUGGGAACCGAUUCAACCAGUAUUCCCACCACUUCUUCCGAAAAAACUGUCUCAACAUCAAAUGCUGAAGCUUCGCACCAUACCACUGAUAGUUCUACAAAAGCAUCUGAUAUAACUGACUUUUCAACCACAACCGAUGCCAUCGCAACCACCUCAACAAUUGUGGGAACCGAUUCAACCAGUAUUCCCACCACUUCUUCCGAAAAAACUGCAUCAACAUCAAAAGCUGUUGCUUCGCACCAUACCACUGAUAGUUCUACAAAAGUAUCUGAUAUAACUGACUUUUCAACCACAACCGAUGCCAUCGCAACCACCUCAACAAUUGUGGGAACCGAUUCAACCAGUAUUCCCACCACUUCUUCCGAAAAAACUGCAUCAACAUCAAAUGCUGAAGGUUCGCAACAUACCACUGACAGUUCUACAAAAGUAUCUGAUAUAACUGACUUUUCAACCACAACCGAUGCCAUCGCAACCACUUCAAUAACCAUGGGAAUCGAUUCAACAAGUAUUAUCUCCACUUCUUUCGGAGGAACUUCAUAUCAAUUGCAACCGAAUCCGACGCAACCACCUUCUUUGAGACCGAGUCUACGAGUAUUUCAGUUCUACUAAAUAUCUGAUAUAACUUCGAAAACCGAGCCAACAAGCAUUCCCACUACGUCUUCCGGGGAAACUCCAUCUAUAACGAAUUUUUAGUUCUACAGAUGCAUCUGGGAUAAAAUAUUUUUCAAGCACAAUCGAAUUCAAUGCAACCUGGCCAACCUUCUUUAGUACCGAAUAAACGAAUUAUCGCUCCACUUCUCCCUGUUCCUUAUGAAUUGAGCCAACAAAUAAUCUGUCCACUUAUUCAUUUUUGAUCCAUGUGGAGUUUUUCCAUGACUAAUUUCUUAGUUGGGUCGUUCGGGAAUAGCCAGUAAUAUUAAUUAGGUGAUAAGUGUAAAGUUUACGAUCUUAGUUAUCUCUUCCAUUUGUUGUUAUAGGCCAGUGAAGUCGCUCAGCAUGUUAUCUUUAUUGACGGAAGUAAUUUAUAAGUUUUUAAUCGAUCAUAUGGGGACUAUGGGGAAGCAACGACAACAGCAAUUUGUGAAUAGCGAGAUUGUAAGAGUACAUGUACCCGAAAGCGGUUAGUUAUAUAAAUUUAUAGGUUCGUAUGUUUGAAUGUGUAUGUAUGUAUUAAGAUAAAGAAAUUGCAAAAUC